Messenger RNA from Lepus europaeus (European hare), 747 nucleotides. RefSeq names its product copper homeostasis protein cutC homolog. Lineage: Eukaryota; Metazoa; Chordata; Mammalia; Lagomorpha; Leporidae. Bases 18 to 449 code for a protein of 143 amino acids. The record is from RefSeq and is a predicted model, not a curated record. The transcript has a single exon. Gene Ontology annotation, molecular function: copper ion binding.
AAGACAAAGAACUGUGCAUGUCCCUUAUUGCUCUUUGCCGUCCUCUGCCAGUCACUUUCCACCGAGCCUUUGACAUGGUACAAGAUCCAAUGGCAGCCCUAGAGACCCUCUUAACCUUGGGAUUUGAGCGAGUAUUGACCAGUGGAUGUGACAGUUCAGCACUAGAAGGACUACCCCUAAUAAAGCGACUCAUAGACGAGGCAAAAGGCAGGAUUGUGGUAAUGCCAGGGGGUGGCAUAACAGAAAGAAACCUACAAAGGAUCCUUGAGGGUUCAGGGGCCACAGAAUUCCACUGUUCUGUUCGAUCUGCUAGAGACUCAGGAAUGAAGUUUCGAAAUUCCUCUGUUGCUAUGGGAGCCUCACUUUGUAGCUCAGAAUAUUCUGUAAAGGUAACAGAUGUGACCAAAGUAAGGACUUUGAAUGCUAUUGCAAAGAAUAUCCUGGUUUAGCCAGACCUCUCUGAGACACAUGAUGAUCACUGGAUAAAGGUAGAAGUAUAACCUACAAUUUCUUAUGAGACAGUUUUAACUUACUUCUCUUCACAUGGCCAUGGAGAAUGUUUUCCAGAAGAAAAGGAACUUGAAACAGAGAUACAAUCACUUUCUUUGCUUAAUCUUGCCAGCCAUUGCUGUCAUCAUGAAUAAAUCUGGUCUGUGCUUUCUCUGCAAACAGACUUAGUUUGUGGUGAACUGGGAAAACUCAGCUGCAAGGUACGAAUUUAGAGUGUGACUUCAGGAUCAAUUCAGU